AUGUCGGACAACUCCACUACACCCCGCAACAAGCGGUUGAGCAACGGUCCUGGACCCUCAUCCGCCGACAAGUACCCCGAGGACUCACCAACGCGCCUCCGUCAUCCACCGCGCUUCCCCACCGCCAUGCGAGGUGGACGCCGUCACGAUCAACCGCGACGUUUACAGCAGCAAGCGGAACUCCACGUCGAGGACACCGAAGCUUGGCCCACACCGGGUGCCGCUAGCAAGCAGUCCAGGAGUGAGAGGAGAAAGGCCUCGCGCAGCUUAUCUACCGUUCGUCCAGCUCGCAGCUCUUCGACAUCAACCUCAGAUUCUGAGACCGCUAUGGCCCAACAGCUUGUCUCCUCGCAACCCGAUACCGACGCACUUUCACCUGAACAGCGCGACGUCAUCGAAGCUGAAGUCAUAGCUUACCGCCAGCGUUUACUCCAGCAGCACACGCCCACCCGUAUCCGUCCAGAGCAACAGCCGCAGUCAACUUACCGAGCUAUGUCUGUCCCAGAGCGCAACCUAUUCCAGCCUCGACCCGCGCCGUACUCAGCCUACCAAGCGGUCUCUGCUCAGCAAGGCUCAGCCCAGCGGUAUAACCAACAGCACGCGGAUCAGCAAACACAUGAGUCCCGAGCAGAGAUGGUGCCAACCUGUCCGCCGUUCGUCCCGGAAUCGCAAGCUAGACUUGAGAUAGCACAACAGCAGCAGCAGCUAACGACGCAGCAACAACAGCAAGCCUCGCCCUUCCGGGCAUUUGGCCCUGGCGUGAACUUAGCUUACAACUUUGACAGACUUGCCGCUUCCCAGCAAGCUCAGCGCGAAGCUACCGUUGCCCAACUGCAUUCUGCCUUCUUCGAGCCGCAAUCGACGCAUGUUCAGCCUGCUUCCGCAGCCAACAUUGGACACCAAGCAUACAAUGCUCAGCCAGGACCUUACACUGACUACUCCCGCUCCCAAAGCUAUAAUAUCACGGCCGAGGCUCCCGCUGCUGCCACUCCCGGUUUCUAUCGGCCUGUUUCCCACGUUUUGACUCCCAACGCGCAAGGUUACACCCCUCAGCCAGAGACUUCCACCCGUGCGAACGCUACUCAUGGACGUAUCAACCCCGUCUAUCUUCCCGUCUUCGAUGCCGCUGCACAGGAAAGCAGCACCCAGACCGAUGCCCUUGCCACCAUGGCCGCCAGCGUGAACACCCAUGGCUACAUCAACCCGGCCUAUCUGCCCGUCUUUGACACCAUCGCAGAUGAACGCAGCACCCAUACCGGCGCUCUCACCACCAAGACCAGCGCCCCCGAGCCCGCCUUCACAGCUGAUGACUACGAGACUACUCCUCCCCCUUCUCCCAGCGUGACAAUGCUAGAUCUCUUGAACCGGAACGCGCGUGACCGCCUCACGCCAGACAAUCGCCCGCUCACCCCUAAGCAAGAGGCUGGAACAUGCUACGGCAUCGAGAUCGGAGGCUUAGGUGUCUCGACUUUUGGCACAAGUGAUCGCACUGACUGGCUUCCUUCACCAUGGAACCCGACUGCUCGGCAGCAAGAAUUCCGCGUUCGACCGCUCGACCACGACGGCUGGGGCGGCUGGGAGUGGGCGAUGAAGAAGGGUUGGGGCAAUGAGGAUGGCAAGAAGUGA
Didymosphaeria variabile is the source of this 1626-nucleotide messenger RNA. RefSeq lists its product as uncharacterized. NCBI's taxonomy places the organism in Eukaryota, Fungi, Ascomycota, Dothideomycetes, Pleosporales, Didymosphaeriaceae. The transcript has a single exon. Bases 1 to 1626 code for a protein of 541 amino acids. The record is from RefSeq and is a predicted model, not a curated record.